GAUCUUCCCGCUCAUCCCAAACAAGCUGACGAGAUGGCCCAAGGAGCCGUGAGAGUUCGUUUCGUUGGCGACGAUGAUGUUAUCGAACACAUAUAUAACCUCUCAGAUGCGAGCAAGAAAAAGAAAAAAGUUGCAGCGAAGGAGGCAGAGCCAACUUUGACCGCUGAAUCGCCCCUGGUUGCUGGUGUGGAACAGGAAGAGGCGCCGAUUCCUGUUGGUCUCCAUGCCACCAGUGACACACUAACGGGACGCCAAGUGUUCAAUCUCACUUGCACACCGAAAGCAAAACAUGUUGUUAAAGCUGCUUCAAGUACUCCAAGCAGGGAGCAAAGGAAAGGCUCUUGCAGCACACCUGUCACCCCGAAAUCACCUUACUCGCUAAGGAAAAAGAUCAAGCAGAAAUUGUCAAAGAUGAAGAACGAAGCAGAGGCAUCUUCUGGUGACUCGGACAGUGAACAAUCGUCUGGAGAUGACAAGGACGAAGAAAGUGAUCAGACUGGCCUAGGCAAGUACAGUAGUUACUUUAUCAGCACCUCAAGGUCAAAGACUUCCAACCACACACUGACCAAGCUUGGCAGGCCGGUAAUGGCACCAGAUGAGAUUAACAGCUUGUUGGGAAAAGUGACUGACCCCCAUGUUAAGCACCGAGCAAAGCUACUCUCAAACUACAAUUCCUUCUUUGCACACUGGCUGGCACUCCUAAGGGAAGGCUUCACAAUCCUUCUUCACGGGCCUGGCUCGAAACUUAAACUUCUUCGAAAUUUCAAGGAAGCUGUGCUGGCUGACUAUGCUAGUGUUACUGUCAAUGGAUUCAACCCUUCAUUAUCCUACACAGAGAUUCUUCACAGCAUCCUGCAGUGUAUCCCGAGUGGCAAUGCUGCGUCAUUUCUUGGGUCGGCUCCGGUGAAUCACAUUGUCGAACAUUUCUCAAAAAAUGAUGCUGAAGACAUUUUCAUUUUGAUCAACAACAUUGAUGGCAUGGGUCUGAGGAGCGCCAAAGUCCAAGAAAUACUCUCCACACUUUCAACUGCUUGUCACAUUCACAUAAUUGCUUCGGUGGACCACAUCAACGCUGCUUUAUUGUGGAAUCAAGAGACAUCACGGCGGUUCCGAUUUGUGUGGAUCAAUGCAACGACAUUCGAGCCUUAUGCUCUGGAAUCCAGCCUGGAGCCCCUCAAGAGCUCUGCCUCCAACGCACUCAGUUCACUGAAGCACGUAUUCUCCAGUUUGACUCCAAAUGCACGCAAGAUAUUCCUCCUCAUCGCAAGACAUCAGCUUGACAACACAGAGUCGCCAUCGUAUGCGGGAAUGUCUUUCCAUGACUGUUACCACCGCUGCCGGGAGGCUUUCCUUGUUAACAGCGACCUCACACUUCGAGCCCAACUGAGGGAGUUCCUUGACCACAUGUUGCUGAAAAUGAAGAAGGGUCAUGACGGCACCGAGAACUUGCUGAUUCCAAUCGAGGCCGCAGCGCUGGCACUCUUUCUUGACCAACAAGAAGAAGAGGCCACCUCCUAAGUGGAGCACACUUUUCUGGGUUGCUUAUGUAAAUCUUGCAAGUUGUACAUAGUGAUUUGUAAGAUAAAUAUUAGAUCAUACUGCAAUUUAUUAUAUCUGCAUUUAAAGCCAAUAAAUUGUAUCAAUAAAUUAUUUUGUUGCUUUCUUCAA
Molecule: messenger RNA, 1668 nt
Organism: Rhipicephalus microplus (southern cattle tick)
Lineage: Eukaryota; Metazoa; Arthropoda; Arachnida; Ixodida; Ixodidae
Gene: Orc2
Product: origin recognition complex subunit 2
Biological process (GO): DNA replication
Cellular component (GO): nucleus; nuclear origin of replication recognition complex
Molecular function (GO): DNA replication origin binding
Source: RefSeq, a predicted model, not a curated record